AUGUCUGAAAGAUCUCAGAGUUUUAUUUCAGAGGGGAGUAGCCGACCCUGUGACUUCAGCCGAACCAACUCUUACGCCCAGGUCUUGAACCAGGGGGAAUUGGGGGGCGCAGGAUGCCUUCAGCGCCCCCACGGAGUCCUGCAAGAGCCGAGUCUCCUCUUCAACAAGACUUCAUACGGCGGAAUCACAUCCCAAAACCUUUGGCCAAUCCCGCCGGUCGGAGACUACAGGGCCUCUGACCUGCAGCUGGGAGAGUUUGGCUAUCCUAGACAUUGGUAUCAUUUCGCCGAACCAGAGUACACCGGACAAGUCCCCGGGGUAACAGCAGCUACCCAGCCUGCAAAUAUGAUCUAUAUAUCUAUUCAGCAGUAUGCAGCACCGACGGCCUCCAACGCUGCUCCGCACGGAGCCUACUACUCUGCCCCCUGGAACCCCACAUUUCGUCCUGGCCUUCCACACAUCACCCCAUCCGGGCUUGUUCGCCAAAACCCGUCAACGACAUCUGCCUCAUCGCCGUCUCUCUCCCUAUCGCCACCGAGCGAUGCCCUGCCGGGAAAUGCGUUUCCCAACGGGAACUCAAACCAGGCUGUGACAGCGUCUCCAACGCAGACGUCUGCGAUGGCCCGGAGCACCGGGUCCUCAAGUGCAGUAUGCAGUAACUCCGAGAAGGAGGAAAACUUUUCAAUAGAGGAGGUGGAGCAGUUUGCCAAGGAGCUGAGACAGAAACGCGUCGCAUUAGGCUUCACUCAAGCUGAUGUUGGCCUUGCCCUGGGUAACCGCUAUGGGAAACUCUUCAGUCAGACCACUAUCUGUCGCUUUGAAGCUCUCCACCUGAGCUUCAUGAACAUGUGCAAGCUGAAACCCCUCCUUCAGAGAUGGCUGAAUGAGGCUGAAACCUCAGAAAACCCCCAGGAUAUGUGCAAGACUGAGCCAGCAGUCGUGCACACAAUAAAAAGGAAGAAAAGAACCACUUUUGACGACUCUGUGAGAGCUGCUCUGGAGGCCUCCUUUAUCAAGUGUCCAAAGCCAAAUGCUGAGGAGAUCACCCGCAUCUCAGAGGACAUUGGCCUGGGAAGGGAUGUGCGUGUGUGGUUCUGCAAUCGCAGGCAGAAGAAAAAGCGCCGGCUUUUAGCGCUAGAUGAGGCGUGUGAGGUCCGUAAGCAGAGCACUUCUCCGCUUAACAUGGCCCCUUCCACCAUUCCCAGCCAGAGCUAUCCUGCUCACAGCUAUCCCGGAGCCCCACCUGCACUCUACAUGCCCCCACUUCACAGGCCUGGAGUCUUCACGCAGGCCCUCCGACCCGGACUGGUGAGUCAUCUGACUGAUAAACAUGUUCAUAUUGGCAGCCCAGUAGAUUCACGUCUCGCUUCUAACCAGUUGAGCUAUUUAUCAAAACCCCACCUGAGUUGA
Messenger RNA from Lampris incognitus (smalleye Pacific opah), 1410 nucleotides. RefSeq names its product POU domain, class 5, transcription factor 1-like. The transcript has 6 exons. Gene Ontology annotation, biological process: regulation of transcription by RNA polymerase II. Lineage: Eukaryota; Metazoa; Chordata; Actinopteri; Lampriformes; Lampridae. Gene Ontology annotation, molecular function: RNA polymerase II cis-regulatory region sequence-specific DNA binding; DNA-binding transcription factor activity, RNA polymerase II-specific. The record is from RefSeq and is a predicted model, not a curated record. Bases 1 to 1410 code for a protein of 469 amino acids.